UCAUUACACUGCAUCUCAUGACCGCUCCAAUAUGGCGACCACGCAGACGUACGUCAGAGCGCAAACGCGGUAUCUACUUUAUCUGUGUGCAGUACGAGCUGAGGUUCUGGUGGAUGACGUUGCCGAUAGAUUACGCCCACCUCAUAGAAAGAGAACCAUUUGAUUGGCUGAUGUGUCUGACAUUCCGUUAUCUCCCCUUACACUGUUUGUUCCCAUGCUGAAAAAAAGGAAGCAGUGUAUGACAUAUGUGGCUACCGAUGCAUCCGCAUUUGUUAAUGUUUUCACAUGUUUUAUGUUCAAAUGUAGGUAGGGCCCGGGUUUUACCGGUUCAACGGCCCAUCCUAUGUAGAGAGAAACCAGCGAAAUUAACGCGGAUGCAAUGCCAACUUCUCGUAUUGACCUGUACAAAGCCUGGACCCUCUAUAUCGCUGUUUGAAACCACGUACGGUCAACCCGAUACGGUAGGUCACCUGACGAAUUCUCCUAUCUCCAGCGAAUUAGCUCUAGGGACUUCAACUGGUGCGUUGUGUCGAGGUAACUGCACGUGAAGUGUCGGCAGAUAGCCAACUGACAGCAACAUUUAAGGCAUGCAGUGACUGUAAGCUGAGAGUCUGAGGGAGAAAGUGGACGUGAAAAUGGGGGUCAUGAAGAGCCACAGCUCUCGAUGUGCCUUCUUCCUGGGCUUCGUCUUGGGCUCCUGUACGCUGUACUUCUUCCUGCGUCAGGUGUGGUUUGAGCGGAGUUUCGUACGGCACAGAGGGACCCAGGGCAGGGGGGCAGAGGCUGGAGAUGCAGUGCCAGGCAGCGGCAGCGGCAGCAGGGCAGAGUGGAAGAUGGACGGAGCGGCUCUCAUCAACCUGAGACAGACACAAGAAAAAGGCGAAGACAGCCUCGUCGCAGACGAGCUCUAUAAGAAAGUUCGUAUUCUGUGCUGGGUGAUGACGGGGCCCAGCAACCUGCAGACGAAGGCUCGUCACGUGAAAGCCACGUGGAGCCGCCACUGUAACGUGGUGCUCUUCAUGAGCUCCGUGGACGAUCCGGACCUCCCAGCCGUUGGCCUUGGCACCGGAGAGGGCCGCGACCAGCUCUACUGGAAGACCAUCCGUGCUUUCCACUACGUCCUGAAGAACCACGCCGACGACGCCGACUGGUUCCUGAAGGCCGACGACGACACCUUCGUGGUGGUGGACAACCUGCGCUGGAUCCUGUCCAACCACACGGCCGAGGAGCCCAUCUACUUCGGGAAGCGGUUCAAGCCGUACGCCAAGCAGGGCUACAUGAGCGGGGGAGCGGGCUACAUCCUGAGCAAGGAGGCCCUGCGGCGUUUCGUGGAGGGCUUCCGCACCAAGGUGUGCACCCACACCACCUCCGUGGAAGAUCUGGCCCUGGGCCAGUGCAUGGAGAAGAUGGGCGUCCUGGCGGGGGACUCCAGGGACACGCUGCACCGGGAGACAUUCCAUCCAUUCGUCCCCGAGCACCACCUGACGGGGUCGUUCCCCAAAAGCUUCUGGUACUGGAACUACUGCUAUUACACCAUUGUGGAGGGUCCUCAGUGCUGUUCAGACUUGGCCGUGUCUUUCCACUAUGUGGACAACGUGCUGAUGUACAUUCUGGAGUACUAUGCCUACCACCUGCGCCCCUACGGCUACCGGCCCCGCUACCGGCCCCCUGUGCCUGAGGGGCUGAUCGGGUCGACCCAGACUGAGCAGGCGGCGGCUGCGGCGGUGAACCCUGGCAUCGAGGACCGCCUGUGGAAAAGAGGCCAAGCCCGGUGAACGGCACCACUCAGGGGCAGCCAGGGCCACAGGCAGAUGGGCUGUCGGUGGCCGAAGGAGCAAUGGCCGAGCACCGCAGUGACAACAGGACUGUGCCUGUGAACACCAGCCCCAAGCAGUGACCUCCCCUGGGGAAAGUCUUAAUGUGUGUGUGUGUGUGUGUGUGUGUGUGUGUGUGUGUGUGUGUGUGUGUGUGUGUGUGUGUGUGUGUGUGUGUGUGUGUGAGAGAGAGAGUGUGUGGUUUUUUGCAAUGCAUUUGAAAGGGAAUUUGUAAUGAGUAGGUGUACAAAGGCGCUGAUGUUGGAGAGGAACAGGAAUGUAAACAGUGCAGCUUCCAUGGUGUGUGGGAGGUCCUAUGCCUGUGCAGAGCUGAAUGGCUGUUUGCACUGAAUGUGACGAUGUCCUCGAGAGCUGAAAGUGUGUUGUCAUUUCUUUUCUUUUCUUUUCUUUAAAGCCAAUCAGCCAUUUGAACUACUUGCAGGGAAAACAGGAGAGUUCACAUGAAGGUGAACAGUGGAUCGCAGUGGAUUUCAGCCCUUAGAGCAUGGGUGCAUUAGCCUGACGAUGUCAUACUCAUAAUUCUAGUCAGAAUAUGAGUCUGAUACCGCUCCGUUGGGCUGUAAUUAUGGGGCGUGUUUCAACCGAACCAGGGAAAAAAAUGCCUCUUCGC
Messenger RNA from Clupea harengus (Atlantic herring), 2445 nucleotides. RefSeq names its product core 1 synthase, glycoprotein-N-acetylgalactosamine 3-beta-galactosyltransferase 1, like a (gene c1galt1la). Lineage: Eukaryota; Metazoa; Chordata; Actinopteri; Clupeiformes; Clupeidae. The record is from RefSeq and is a predicted model, not a curated record. Gene Ontology annotation, cellular component: membrane. Gene Ontology annotation, molecular function: N-acetylgalactosaminide beta-1,3-galactosyltransferase activity.